This is a messenger RNA of Eruca vesicaria subsp. sativa (arugula), 1164 nucleotides long. The record is from the annotation of a GenBank genome assembly. Lineage: Eukaryota; Viridiplantae; Streptophyta; Magnoliopsida; Brassicales; Brassicaceae.
CUUUCGACUCUGUAUCCCAAUCGCGUUCAGUUCGAUUGCACCACCUAAUUGACUAUUAGUUGAUGGUGGGGGCAUGGCAGUGGGAAAAUGCGACAGCGGGAGGCGUGGCAGGAUUCGCAACGGUGGCUGCAAUGCACCCUCUUGAUGUUGUCCGUACAAGAUUCCAAGUGAACGAUGGGAGAGGGAUGAUUAGUCUCCCGACGUACAAGAACACUGCUCACGCUCUCUUCACCAUUGCCCGUCUCGAGGGAUUGAGAGGACUUUAUGCAGGUUUCUUCCCUGCUGUCAUUGGUUCCACUCUUUCCUGGAGCUUAUACUUCUUCUUUUACGGAAGAGCCAAACAGAGGUACGCUAGUAGAGGCAGCCACGAUGAGAAACUCACCCCUCCUCUUCACCUUGCUUCUGCUGCUGAAGCUGGUGCCUUGGUCUGCCUAUGCACAAAUCCUAUUUGGCUUGUCAAAACUAGACUACAGCUUCAGACACCUCUUCUUCAUCAAACCCCACCCUACUCCGGCCUAUUAGAUGCCUUUAGAACAAUAAUGAAAGAGGAAGGACCCAGGGCUCUCUACAAGGGUAUUGUUCCCGGUCUUGUACUGGUUUCUCAUGGUGCUAUUCAAUUCACCGCGUAUGAGGAACUCCGUAAAGUCAUUGUUGAUACGAAAGAGAAGAGAAGAAAUUCCGAAUCCACAGCUGACAAUUUAUUGAACUCGGUUGAUUAUGCUGCACUAGGCGGAUCCUCCAAAGUCGCAGCAGUUCUUCUUACAUAUCCAUUUCAAGUUAUUAGAGCACGAUUACAGCAAAGACCUAGUACUAACGGAAUCCCAAGAUAUAUAGACAGCUUACAUGUCAUAAGAGAAACCGCGAGAUUCGAGGGUUUCAGAGGUUUCUAUAGAGGACUAACCGCUAAUCUAUUGAAAAAUGUGCCUGCUUCUUCCAUCACAUUCAUCGUCUACGAAAAUGUUCUGAAAUUGCUGAAACAACCUCCAACGAGAUAGGACCGUCGUCUUUAAGCUUUGAUUUAACUCGUCUUUAUUCAUUUUUUUUUUUUUUGAUAUACAUAAUACGGUAUUGCAUUGUAGUACUAUGGAAUAAAAUGAGCUAAAGUUGAUUACUCAUUUAUCAGAGACAAUCUCAGAACGAUACUAUUCACUGUAUGGAUUUGGU